Messenger RNA from Mesorhabditis belari, 339 nucleotides. Lineage: Eukaryota; Metazoa; Nematoda; Chromadorea; Rhabditida; Rhabditidae. The record is from the annotation of a GenBank genome assembly.
AUGGGCGACGAUAUCGACACCUCCGGCAUUUUGCCGCCGUUUCGUGGCACGAAGAAAGUCGAAGUACUCGAUGCAUCCGAUCCGACAAUGCUUACGAUUGUGCUACACGAGGAGGAUCAUACGAUCGGCAACUCACUCAAACACAUCCUAUGCCAGAUGCCCGAUGUCGAAUUUUGUGGAUACAAUGUGCCGCACCCGCUCGAGAACAAGAUCUUGUUGCGGCUACAAACGAGAAAUGGUCAACCGGCGGGGAAAAUCCUUUCUGAAGCAUUUCAACACUUGGAGACUCUAUUCAAGCACAUUGGGUCGACUUUCGAAGAAGCUUACGCCAACAGCUUA